UUGUGCCACGUAGGCAAAAGUAUUCAAAAAACCGAAUGGACUUUUCUUUGUUUUUAAUUUGUUUAUCUGUAAGGUCUAUUAGGCCCAGUUCGUUUUCGUGAUUUACCCUAAUUUCUCGUGCUACCUCUUACCGUCUCUGUUCUUCCUUCUUCUUCGACGAGAGUGGAGAAAUCGGCGAUUGGAUUUCUCAACGGAAAUCGUUUCAUCGCCACCACCCCAUUAAUCCAUCUCUGCACCAUGAAUUCUUCUUUAAUGGGUUCGUUUUGCCUUCAUGUAUCUCCUCCUAUUUAUAUCGGGUCAUUUCCGAAAGGAUUCAAUACUCUCAAAAAUCUCAAGAACGAUGAAUUCCAACAGCAAGACCUCUGUUUCCGGCGAUCUUACCUCCGCGAAGUUGGUCAACUCCGCCGGUGAGCCUGUGAACCGUUCCUCUGAAACCGCCGAUUCCUCUGUCGUAGCUAGGCCAAAAAGAGGCAUAACUGGUGACUCCUCCGCCAACGCUGUCGCCGGAGAAGCUAGGUACAAGAAACGCCAAGGAAAGGCCGUUGUCUCCUCUGACAAGUCCGAUGCAGUUUUGUCCUUCAGGGAUGUGGGACUCGGACCACACGAAGAUGCUGCUCAUCGACGAGCAGGGGUUUAUUCCGCCAGGGAGGAUUGACACCUAUCUGCCACACUUGGUUGCUGGUUCCAUAUACAGACUCACCAACUUCUACGGGUCUAAGAGCAAGAUUGUGUACCGUGUUGUUGAGCCAAAUGUGACCGUGACUUUCUUUUGGAACUCCGUCCUCUCUGUUUCAGCGGACAGUACGGUUGGGUUUCCUGAGGAUCGGAUCCGAUUCUAUGGGCACAAGGAAUUUGAUGAGGCCUGAGACCGUAAAGGAGACCUUUAUGGUUCUUAAUCCAUAUAAUUGUGUAAACAGAUUGGUUUUGAUUAUGUUAUGAUGAAAUAUUGCUUGGUUGUGUCUGAUCUUUGCAAUUUUGGCUGUUAGUCUAGAGAGUAUUAAACGUUUUAAGGCUGGUUGAUCUUGACCCGAGAAAAUAUGUAUCUUCAGUUUGGUUUUCAACGUUUUAAGGCUGUAAUAUUGCGUUGGCUUGGAUGAUCUCAUGUUUCUAUCUCAUGUCUUUCACUGUCACCAAGGUACUGCACCCUGAGGCUCUGGACCCUGAAGGCAUCUUGGAUGGCAACUUGGAUGAGGAAGCUGAAGAUGGAAAGGGAAAUCUGCUGAUGAGAAAGUGAAGAAGAGUUCUGAUGUUGUUGAGUCAGCAGAAGUCUAACGGGACAAUUGUGGCUGAAAUUUCUUAUCUCUGUUUUUUGGUUUUAUUAAAGACUAUGCAUUGUUACUUUCCUUUCUAGACUCUGUUUUUGCGGAUUAGAACCAUUUCGGUAUUACUAUCUAUUGGUUCACUUAUCUUUUUUUUUUAAAUCUACAUUGUUUUGGUAGUA
Messenger RNA from Brassica napus (rape), 1441 nucleotides. RefSeq lists its product as uncharacterized. The transcript has 2 exons. Bases 564 to 866 code for a protein of 100 amino acids. Lineage: Eukaryota; Viridiplantae; Streptophyta; Magnoliopsida; Brassicales; Brassicaceae. The record is from RefSeq and is a predicted model, not a curated record.